AAAAAGAGACAAAAGUGUAGCCGUAGCAACCGUGAUCCGCCUCCGCCUCCCGAACGCCAUUCUCAAACCGCCACCGCCACCGCUCCCCGCCGGCGAGCCCUGUCCCCGCCGAAGCACGGUCGCCCCUCCACCUCGAAGGGUUAAUAAACUAGCACCAACAACUUAGGAGGGCCUGAUAACAGCUCAAUCAGUGGAUGUGAAUAUUCUGCAUCCCAUUUAAGUUCUGCUUGAGAUGGCAGUUGGGAUGACAUCCCACCUCUUCCAGGGAGGGACUACUACCAGCAGAUUUAGCCAAAUCAACAAAUUUAGAAGCCCGGAGAAGCGUUGUUCUCUCUCCUUGCCAUCCACUUCGCUUCCUUUUGUUGCUUAUGGGCAGGAUUUAUUGGUUCAGAACGUGUUGGAUAGGAGCUACAGGCCCAUGCUUUAUGUGCCUUGUAGACAUAGGGCCUCGGGCGCUAAAUCUUUUGCUUUGCCAGUGUCUUGGAAGGAAAUUCCGCUGGUCAAGAGUACGUCGUCAGUAUUGGCUAGGUCGUGUGACAGUUUACUUGCAAAUCCUGUCACUGCCCUUGUGGCACCUGCAGUUGGAAUAAUUGUCUUUGCCCUAUGGGGCUUUUUGCCUCUAGUGAAGGACAUUAGAAACCGUAUUGAUCACGGAGGAAACUGGAAACAGAGCCCCACAUACCUAAUUUCUAGGUCCUGCCUUCAACCUUUGCUUCUUUGGACAGGAGCAACGCUAAUCUGCAGGGGUUUGGAUCCAGUUGUGCUACGUUCAUCAGCAAGCCAAGCUGUUAAAACGCGUCUUGUAACUUUUGUGAGAUCUUUAUCUACCGUCCUGGCUAUUGCAUAUGUCCUUACAAGCUUGAUUCAGCAGGUACAUAAAUUCCUAGUGGAUGUACGUAACCCCAAUGACACAAAAAAAAUGGGUUUGGAUUUUACCGUGAAAGCUAUCUAUACUGGCAUUUGGAUUGCUGCUCUUUCUCUCUUCAUGGAGUUGCUGGGUGUCAAUACCAAGAAGUGGAUAACUGCUGGAGGUUUUGGGACAGUAUUGCUUACGCUUGCUGGUCGUGAGAUUUUGACUAACUUCAUCUCGAGUGUUAUGAUCAACGCCUCACGCCCAUUUAUUGUGAAUGAAUGGAUCACUGCAAACAUAGAUGGUGUUGAGAUCACUGGUGUUGUUGAGCGUGUUGGUAUGUGGUCUCCAACAGUUCUUAGAGGUGACGACAAAGAAGCUAUAUACAUUCCUAACCAUAAGUUCACAGUGUCCAUAGUGAGAAAUAACAGUCGAAGGAGCCACUGGCGUAUUAAGAGCUAUCUUGCGAUAAGCCACAUGGAUGCUGGAAAAAUUAGUAUAAUUGUUGCGGACAUGAGGAAAGUCUUGGCUAAAAAUCAGAAUAUAGAACAACAGAGGCUACAUAGAAGAGUAUUUUUUGAGAAAAUUGACGAAACGACCCAAGCUCUCAUGAUUUACGUAUCCUGCUUUGUGAAGACUUCACAUCUUGAGGAGUAUCUGAAUGUCCAGGAGGAAGUUUUGUUGGAUUUUCUUAGAAUAAUUGGCCAUCACAGGGCAAGGCUUGCCACCCAAACUCGAACGGUCCAGAAAUCAUAUGGCAAUGCAGACAUAGAUAACAUUCCUUUUGGAGAGGAGAUGUACACUCGUGUACGUGGCCGUCCACUUCUGAUUGACACCUCUGCAAAGGUCAGUGAAGGCAAGCCUAAAUCUAGAUCAACCUCACGUGAAGAUCAGAGAGUGAAGACAAGCGCAUCGGCUGAGACCAGGGUAGGUUCACCAGAUAGUGCUAGUGUAAGCAACUCUGACAAGAAGGAACAGAAAAAGAUGGUGUCAGAAGAUGGUCCAAUGAAGAAUAGCAAGAAUGAUCAUGGGAUGUCAACACAAGCAUCUCUGGCUGGUAAAGGGGAGCCUCGAGGAUCCGAGGCCACGGAGCGACAAGGAGAUGGGUCAGUUUCUCUUCCUAAUCCUAAGAAAGAAUCUAGACCUGGCCUGGAAGAUAACAUCGUUCUGGGUGUAGCACUUGAUGGCUCCAAGAGGACACUCCCCAUCGAACAAGGAACAGAUCCUCAUGCAUCCGAAAGCGAGCAAGGCACAGUUGAGGUUGGUUCAUUGCCGAAAGAUAAGAAAGGUCAAAGCCAUAUGCCAUGAGGGGGGUCGAUCAAGUCAUCUAGAGAAGGCCGGCCACACGAACUUUGAUUCUUGACAGGCGAUACAAGCUCAAGCAGGGUCCUUGCCAGGGAUUCGUCACCAUGCCUACCUUUUUUGUGUGCUGGUGCAAAUGCUAUUUGUCGCGUCUUCCAUUUUUUUUUUGUAAAUCUUCGCUGAUGCCUCCUUGUUUGGUAAGGAGCCUGUUAGUUCAUAAAAUGUAGCCUAGUCAUUGAUUAUGCUCCCAGUGUACGGAUAUCCUGUACGUAUGGUGAAGCGUAUCAAACAUAAAUUGAGCCGACAUGUGUCGGCUGUUGCAUAUUAUCUUUGCUGCUUCA
Aegilops tauschii subsp. strangulata is the source of this 2493-nucleotide messenger RNA. Its product is annotated as mechanosensitive ion channel protein 2, chloroplastic. Gene Ontology annotation, biological process: transmembrane transport. Gene Ontology annotation, cellular component: membrane. NCBI's taxonomy places the organism in Eukaryota, Viridiplantae, Streptophyta, Magnoliopsida, Poales, Poaceae. The record is from RefSeq and is a predicted model, not a curated record.